Molecule: messenger RNA, 765 nt
Organism: Candida tropicalis MYA-3404
Lineage: Eukaryota; Fungi; Ascomycota; Pichiomycetes; Serinales; Debaryomycetaceae
Product: mitochondrial 37S ribosomal protein mS42
Exons: 1
Coding region: 1-765 (254 amino acids)
Biological process (GO): superoxide metabolic process
Molecular function (GO): superoxide dismutase activity; metal ion binding
Source: RefSeq, a predicted model, not a curated record
AUGUUUAGUCGAGGAAUUAUAAGACCAUUGUCAAGAAGAUCUAUUCAUACUGUUCCAAAACUUCCAACCCAUAAAGUCUGGCAAGAAAAAGGUAUACCAGGAUUAUUAUCUGCAGAAGGAUAUCAAACUGCUUGGACCGAUUAUCAAAAUUAUUUAUUAACUAAUUUAACAUUAUUAACUAAUGGAACAUCACUGGAAUUAAAAUCACCAUAUGAAACAUUAUUACAUACUGCUAAACAAACCACUCUGCAACAUAUUUUCCAUUAUUCAUCAAUGGCUCAUAAUAAUCAUUUUUUCUUUGAACAAUUGAGUGAUAAAGAAAUUGCAUCAAAGACUAAACCAUCAAGAUUUUUAAUGGAAAAAUUAAUGCAUGAAGAUGUAUUAGAUAUGGAUCAAUUUAGAAAUAAAAUAUUAAAAAUGGCUGAAGAAUCUUAUGGUCAAGGUUGGAUUUUUUUAAUUGAAACUCAAGAUAAAAAUUUGAAAUUUAUAAAUUGUCAUAAUGAUGGAACUCCUUAUUAUUAUGCUAAAUCUCAAUUAUUGGAUUUAAAUGGUGGAUUAAAUGAAAAUGAUUUUAAUUAUUUACAAGAUUUAAAAGAAAAAGCAGCUAAUGGUGAAAAAGAUUUCAAUUUACCUUUAUUGGCUAUAAAUUAUUGGGAUUAUAUGUAUAUUAAAGAUUAUGGUGUUUCUGGUAAAGCUGAAUAUUUGAGUAACUUGUGGGAACACAUCAACUGGGAUGUCAUCAACAAGAGAUUAUUCCAAAUCUGA